AACAUCUUACCGCGAUACUUGUGCUUUAAAACGUCGAUCGAGCCCAACAUGUCAGGGAAAGACCGAAGUAGCUGGUAAUGCGCUGAAACGAAGUGCUUUUCUGGGAACAAGAAAACAACCUAGUUUGGAAUAUAUAGCUAUAUCUAUUGGGAGUCAAACUUACGCUGUUCGCUGACAGUGCUCCAAAACAGCUUGUAGCUUCAUCAACCCUGGGCUCGCUUGAAACAUUUAGCGACGCUCCCUGCAUCCUCUGCGACUAGUCGCGCAUUAACGAUAGCAAUUAGCUCGUAGCUAAAUAUUUCACACCCCAGGGGCCAGGAUGCGAGAGGAUUCUUUGUGAGGAACGACCCCAUCCACGUGCCAUGUCUUUGGUUUUCCCUCGACCCAACACCAACGCAGUACACGGCAAGAAGGAUAAGAGACUGAUGGCGGAAGUGAACGCAUCGCCGCUCAAGCAUUUUGUCACGGCAAAGAAGAAGAUCAACGGGAUCUUUGAACAGUUGGGGGCCUACAUCAAGGAGAGCGCUUCCUUUCUGGAUGAUACGUACAAAAAUGAAGAGCUGGACCCAGUCGCCACAGAGGAGCAGGUCCAGGAAGUCCAGGGCUACCUGGCCAAGGUGGCAGGGAUUGGAGAAGUACUUGCACGCAGGCAUAUGAAGGUGGUCUUCUUUGGGAGGACGAGUAAUGGGAAGAGCUCAGUGAUCAAUGCCAUGCUGUGUGACAAGGUGCUGCCGUCUGGAAUAGGACACACCACCAACUGCUUCCUGAGGGUGGAGGGCACCGAUGGCAACGAGGCCUUCCUGCUCACGGAAGGCUCCGAGGAGCGGAAGAGCAUAAAGACGGUGAACCAGCUGGCCCACGCGCUCCACCAGGAUGAGGACCUGGACGCCGGCAGCUUGGUCUGCGUCAUGUGGCCUAAAGCCAAGUGUGCUCUGCUCAGGGAUGAUCUGGUGUUGGUGGACAGCCCAGGGAUAGAUGUUACCACAGAACUGGACAGCUGGAUUGACAAGUUCUGCCUGGAUGCUGAUGUGUUUGUUCUGGUGGCAAACUCGGAGUCCACGCUGAUGCAGACGGAGAAGUCUUUCUUUCACAAGGUCAACGAGCGGCUCUCCAGUCCCAACAUUUUCAUCCUCAACAACCGCUGGGAUGCCUCAGCCUCAGAACCUGAAUACAUGGAGGAGGUCCGCAGGCAGCACAUGGACCGCUGCACCAACUUCCUGGUGGACGAGCUGGGUUUGGUGGACCGAGCCCAGGCCAGCGACCGCAUCUUCUUCGUCUCUGCCAAGGAGGUCCUUCAGGCUCGUGUGCAGAAGGCCCAAGGAAUGCCUGAAGCAGGUGGCGCUCUUGCAGAGGGAUUUCAAGCCCGAAUGUUUGAGUUUCAGAACUUUGAGAGGCGAUUCGAGGAGUGUAUCUCGCAGUCAGCGGUGAAGACCAAAUUUGAGCAGCACACUGUGAGGGCCAAGCAGAUCUCUGAAGCCCUGCGCCGCAUUAUGGAUUCAGUGCACAUUGCUGCACAAGAGCAGAGGUUCUACUGCCUUGAGACAAAAGACGACCGUCAGGAACGAUUGGAAUUCAUAGACAAGCAGUUGGACUUGUUGACCAUGGACUGUAAGGCCAAGAUCAAGAAGAUUACUGAGGAGGUGGAGAGACAGGUGUCUAACGCCAUGUCGGAGGAGAUCAGGAAGCUCCAUGUGCUGGUGGAUGACUUCCACCUGGACUUCCACCCGUCACCAGUGGUACUCAAGGUCUACAAGAAUGAGCUCCACCGGCACAUAGAGGAGGGUCUGGGCAAGAACAUGUCCGAGAGGUGCUCCACCUCCAUCACCAGUUCCCUGCAGGCCACACACACCGACAUGAUCGAGGGCCUGAAGCCUCUGCUGCCCAACCCGGUCAGAGAGCAGGUAGACAAGCUGGUUCCCCGUCAGUGCUUCAGCCUCAGUUAUGACCUGGCCUGUGACAAGCUGUGCAGUGACUUUCAGGAGGACAUCAGCUUCCACUUCUCUCUGGGCUGGACCAUGCUGGUCAACCGCUUCCUGGGCCCCAAGAACACCCGGCGGGCCCUCAUGGGCUACAACGACCAGGUGCCCAGGCCCCUGGCCCUGACUCCUGUCAGCAGCAGCAUGCCUCCAUUCCCCCAGAGCUCUGUCACCCAGGAGGAGCUCAUGGUCUCCAUGGUGACUGGGCUGGCUUCCCUUACCUCUCGUACCUCCAUGGGUGUCCUUGUGGUUGGCGGCGUGAUCUGGAAGGCGGUGGGCUGGCGUCUGAUCGCCCUGUCAGUGGGUCUGUACGGCCUCCUCUACAUCUACGAGCGGCUCACCUGGACCACCAAGGCCAAGGAGAGAGCCUUCAAGAGGCAGUUUGUGGACUACGCCAGUGAGAAGCUGCAGCUCAUCGUCAGCUACACCGGAUCCAACUGCAGCCACCAAGUCCAGCAGGAGUUGGCAGGUGUGUUUGCUCAGCUCUGCCAGCAGGUAGACGUCACCCGCCAGAACCUGGAGGACGAGAUCACGGACAUGAACAGCAAGAUGGAGCUGCUGGACAGCCUUCAGAGUAAGGCCAAGCUGCUGCGGAACAAGGCGGGCUGGCUGGACAGCGAGCUCAACAUGUUCACCCAGCAGUACCUCCACCACAGCAAGUAGAGCACCCAGAGGAUGGGGCUGAGAGACUGAGAAAUACCAGAGGAACAUCUGGAACACCUGCCGAACCCCCCUCCCCCCUCCCCCCUCGUAGAUGACACACUUCUGUAUUUAGAAGUUAAUGAGAGGAAAUACUCCACAAUGUUGUGAAGAGGAGAAAGGGAUGGUUUGAUGUGAGAGGAAGAGUUACCUGGUGGCUGAGACGGCGAUUUACGUGGACCUGAUCUCCGGUUGGGUGUCCUGUGCUCAGCUGGACACAAAACUAAAAAGUGAAUCAGCUAUUAUAUAUAGGCCACAACACAAAUUAUUAAAUGG
Messenger RNA from Sander lucioperca (pikeperch), 2951 nucleotides. RefSeq names its product mitofusin 2 (gene mfn2). Lineage: Eukaryota; Metazoa; Chordata; Actinopteri; Perciformes; Percidae. The record is from RefSeq and is a predicted model, not a curated record. Gene Ontology annotation, cellular component: mitochondrial outer membrane. Gene Ontology annotation, molecular function: GTPase activity; GTP binding. The coding region runs from base 363 to 2639 and encodes 758 amino acids. The transcript has 18 exons. Gene Ontology annotation, biological process: mitochondrial fusion; mitochondrion localization.